UCCUGGAUCAGGAAUCUCUCCAUAUAAUUGAAAUCAUCAGUGAUAUUGAGGAUCCAAAGGGCACUGUCCGGUGCCUAUUUAAAGAAUGGAGUCUUUACUUCUCAGCCUUCAGUGUUGUACCUGCAGGAUCUACUGAGCCAAGCCAAUGGUUUAUCUUUCUCGAUGAAAUUCUUCCUGACUUCAUAAAGGGAAUAAGAAUACCCUUCAGUUCCAGCCAUGGAAGAUUAGUUAAUGUCAUAAUGGGGAAGUACUGGUGGCGCCACAUUUUUAACAAAUUACUCAAGUUCCCCUUGGCCUACAUGGAAUCAGCCCCUAAUGAAGCGGGUUCAGUCAAUGGAGUUCAAAAUGCCUCUAAUGAAAAGGCAUCAGGCAGUGAUACUCAGAGAUGCUCUAAAGAGGAGGCUUCAGCCGGUGGUGUUCAGAGAGUCCCGAAAAGAAAGGGUUUACUUCCGGAUGUUCAGAAAGCCACUAAUCAAAAGGCAUCAGGCAACGAUAUUCAGAGAACCUCUAAAAAGAAGGCUUCAGCCAGUGGCAGCAAGGUAGUCCUCAAUGGGAAGGCUUCACUUAGUAAUGUUCAGGAAGUCCCUCAAGAGAAGGCUUCAGACAGUAAUCUCGCCGAUAAGAAGACUACUUCAGAUAGUGCUGGUUUUCAGAAAGUUUUAAACUGGAAUAUGCUUGUGCUUGCUGAACCGCGGCGUAUCAGAUCACACCUGCGGAAGGUCAAGGAUACACUAAAAUAUGACACGUUCGAGGAAGUUGAAGAAGAGAAGGAAAUCCACAGCUGGUCAUCGUUGAGCCGCGCAGGUUUCAUGUUUGUAUUGGAACCAGAAAAAGUUACUUUCUUCGAGCGGUUGAUGGUACACCACAAGUAUAAAAUCUAUAAUGAGGGAAAAAAUGAGUAUGAUCCAUGGGGUUUAAUCGGAAAAUUUGGUGAUAUUUCUAUACUAAAGUACGAUGAAGCCUAUGUGAUCCCACUCCUAAUGAAGCUCCAAAUAGCAGCAGCAGAAGUUGCAAGAAUAUGGAGACCAAAGAAGAAAAUGCUCAGCGAGAUCUGCUUCAUGUUGAAUGACAGAUCUGACCAACCCCUCUGGUGGAAACAGCGUAAAUAUAAGAAGAUGAAGGACUUCCACUGCUACCUUGUGUUUAUCCUCGCCCACAAAGAGGAGCUAUCUGUUCAAGUAAGACAAGCUGCUGGUCUUGUACUGACAAACAACGUCCAGAUGAAAUUUGACAGCCUUAGUCCUGGAUGCACGCAUUAUAUAAAGUCUGAGCUCCUUCCGUGCAUAACUACAAAAAAUAAGGCCAUCAGAUCCACAGCCGGAACAACAAUAGCUGUUCUCUUUCAAUGGAUUAGAGUUGCUGGGUGGAUGGAGUUAUUCAAGGAGCUAUACCAAUGCAUUAAUAGUCAGGACAUUUGUAAAAACGAAGAUGCACUUGAUGUUUUACUCAAGAUCACCGAGAUUGGUGCUGAACAUCUUAAUGAAGCUGUUCGUGGUUUGCCUAAACGGCCUAUCGAUGUAUUCAUACCGAUUUUAAUGAAGUUUAUGAAGUUCCCUCAUGAUAAUCUUAGGAAACUAGCGCUUGGAUGUGUUAGUAACUGUAUUGUGCUUUCUCCACUGCCGUGGAGCCUGGAUACAUCCAUGGACGAAUGUCUUCAGCAGUUAUCCAACCUCUUCAAUGAUACUUCAUCAGAUGUCCGAGAAAAGGUUUGUUCAACCUGGGGUCAACUCAUUAAAGUCCAUCCAUCAAGGUCAAAGCUACUCAUAAAAAAUAUUAUUGAAUCAAAACUCGAAGCUAUGAAAGAUUCAAUCAAAGAAGUUGCUCUGAAGGCCUGCCAGUUCUGGUGUGCCUAUUGUGAUGACAGCAGGCCUUAUGGCGAGUUGAAGGAGUUUUUGCCAAAUCUAAUAACAACGUUUCUGCAAAACAUGGUCCUUACCAAAGAAGAUAGCUCACAUGCUGUUUUCGAGGAUUUACACCCCCUAAAGGAAGUGACAAUUAGAGAAAAUCUUGAUGAUGUAUACACCUUGGACUUGCGGAUAUGUAGUGCUGCUGGUCUAACUGGCAUUUGCGGUGUCCUCUGGGAUGACGCUUUUCCGGUAUUCAUGUCCUUAAUAGAGGCAAAGAUGGCUCAGAUGGAUGAUAGAGCCUGGAAGGAGAGGGAAGCAGCAGUAGCUUCGAUAGGUGCUAUAGCAAAGGCGCAUGUUACCAAACCAAGAUUUUCGCAGAUUUUGGCCCUCUUGAUACCACCGCUUGACGACAAUUUUUCUCUUGUACGGUUUAGUACUUGUCGGACAAUUUCAGUCUGUGGCAAGCUCAUUAUAGAGGGCCUUGGCCAUACUACUGGAGAUGAGCAGUUCAUGGUGUUCCUCAUGGGGUUGGUCCGUAGGACAGCGGAUUCAGAUAGGAUUGUUAAGGAGGCUGCCAUUGCAGCACUUGAAUCUCUGCAAGAGGAAAUCAAGACGAAGCAACUGCAGGCCGAAGUGCAGGAUGCUCUGCAGAGCUACAUUCAGGUCGUUGAGGAAAAGAGAUGGAGCGAGGAGACCACACCACAACGAGCAUAUCUACUUUUUUCACGGCCCGGGCCCCACCUCCCUGGAAGAAAGUACAUACGCAGCUUGUGCGCUGACCAAGACGCACCUGGUAAAAAUAAUAAUGUAAUAAGCGGUGAACAUCGGCUUGGAGUUGUAGAGGCUUUCGCCGAGGCCUUUGGAAGCAUGGACGCCAUGGUGGUAGACUGCUACCGCCAACUGAUCCGGUGGUACCUUCCGAGCCUUAUUGCCGGCGCCGGCUUUUUGGUGUUUCGAUGUCACAUUCACCCAAAUAUGUUGAUUGUGAUGUAUGCAUCGUGGAGCAGGGCAAGAUAGAAGGGAACCAGCAAAGAUAUCCCAAGUUGAGGAGGGAAGUACAAUAAACAACACAUACACCCUCCAAUACUCCCCCCGGCUUUAAAUAGUUGUCACAACUACAGGCAAAAUAUAAACUAGAUGAGUCUAGAUUUGUUAAAUCUGCGAUAAGUAUUUAGAACCGGAGGGAGUACAACUAUUACAUACUUUGUUCUAUAAUUUUUUAUCGUGAUUUUAGUUUAAAUUUAGACUAAAAUUACGAUAAAAACUAUAGAACAGAGCGAGUUGCAAUUUGGAUGGCCUUUUUCUACCUAAGCAGAUGCACUGCUUGGACCGUCACAUCUUUUCUUGAUGCGCUGACAUUGCCUGUUGUUGCAUUGCAGCCACAUACGGUGCGACUGACGAGGAGAAAGAGGGUCGGUGCUUCCUUGUUGGAAGGAAAUGCGGCGACAUGGGGGGCGGUGUCACCUAAGGCCACUGACACCGCAGGGUUCAAUUUUGGUUUCACCCCGCCUGGCGUCCUUACCGAUCUACUGGGCGAGGAGUGCGCUUCAUUAGUUUAUGUGUAGUGAUAUUACUUUGUGUGUCAGCGCUUCAUUAGUUUA
Messenger RNA from Lolium rigidum, 3448 nucleotides. RefSeq names its product transportin-1-like. NCBI's taxonomy places the organism in Eukaryota, Viridiplantae, Streptophyta, Magnoliopsida, Poales, Poaceae. Gene Ontology annotation, molecular function: small GTPase binding; nuclear import signal receptor activity. The record is from RefSeq and is a predicted model, not a curated record. The transcript is spliced from 20 exons. Gene Ontology annotation, biological process: protein import into nucleus. Bases 240 to 2864 code for a protein of 874 amino acids. Gene Ontology annotation, cellular component: nucleus; cytoplasm.